Diachasma alloeum is the source of this 7879-nucleotide messenger RNA. Its product is annotated as probable chitinase 10. Gene Ontology annotation, cellular component: extracellular region. Gene Ontology annotation, molecular function: chitinase activity; chitin binding. The record is from RefSeq and is a predicted model, not a curated record. Lineage: Eukaryota; Metazoa; Arthropoda; Insecta; Hymenoptera; Braconidae. Gene Ontology annotation, biological process: carbohydrate metabolic process; chitin catabolic process. The transcript has 15 exons. Bases 1 to 6723 code for a protein of 2240 amino acids.
AUGGGUUGGCCAACGGUGGCCUUGCUGGGUCUAACGACCCUGACGCUGGUCACAUCGUAUCGCAUGCCAGACCACGAUCUUCUGCCACCAGUCGAGAGGCCCAUUUCACAUUCUAAUGGUGAUACCCUCCAUCGUACAUCUGUGGAGACCCACUCAGAUGUUAUUUCUGACAAUCGGCCUAAUCUUGAAUUCGGAUCCUCCCAGCAUGUCCCCCUCCGAGAUGCUGUGGAGUUCAAUCCUCACGGCGGUGACGUCACGAGUGAACGACUGCAGGAGAUCCCCCAGGACAUUCCAAGGAGAACUCCCCUGAGGGACGCAGUGGAGCGCCGACCGCCGCCUCCCCUGGGCAAUCGAAUAGUUAAUCACGAGGCUAUUUGGCUAGAACAAUUACUCCUCCCUGCAGUUCGUCGUAAUCAAGGCCCUAACAAUAUCGUCUGCCACUUGGACUCCAGCGCUGUUUACAGAAAUGACCCGUUCUCGCUGAUGCCUCAUGGGAUUCCCAGCAGGAAGUGCUCGCACGUUGUUUACAACUCUGCGACAAUAGAUCCCGAGAAGCUAAUCGUCAUCCCCCGGGAUCCGGACUACGACGAGAUCAAAGGUGGAUAUAAAGCAGUCGUCGGUCUCCGCUUCAAAGACCCGUCCGUCCGCAUAUUGAUUUCAAUAGUCUCUCCGGAUGCCGGAAAGCUCUACACCGACAUAGCGAGCGACUCCCGGCGCACCGAACAAUUCCUCCAGUCCCUGUUAGCUUUCCUCCAGAAGCACCAGUUUGAUGGGGUUGAAAUAAACUGGGCGCAUGCACCCAACAAUCGACUGAAAUCCCUCCUGAAAGCCCUGUACAGUCCUCUGACGUCCCAAGGGUACACUCUCGCCCUCGCGGUGAGACCGGAAGACGAAGUAGAUUCGGAACUCGCUGAUCAGACGGAUCUCCUGUUCUUCCAAGCGUGGAAACACACUCCGCAGAAAUGGGCGCGUCACCCCGCUCCCCUUUCUUUUGUUACGGAUUUCGUUGGAGGCUGGCUGAAACGUGGAACCACUCCCAGAAAAAUAAUCCUGGGCAUCCCCACGUUCGGGAGGAGCUACACGCUGAAAUAUAGAAAUGACACGAAUGCUGGGGCUCCUGUGGCUGGACCAGGGAUUCCGGGCCGCCACACGAAUCUUCUGGGCAUCUGGUCAUACUACGAAGCCUGUUCGAUGAUCGAGGAACAAUGGUACGCGGGGAGAGACACCGACGGCUCCUACAUAAAGCGAGGAGACCAGUGGGUGGGCUACGAAGACCCAAUAUCAGUGAAACUGAAGACAGCCUACAUCAAGCAAAUGGGUCUGGGUGGAGUGGACCUCUCGUCCCUAGACCUAGACGACUUCGUAGGGCUCUGCGGGGACACCUGGCCCAUGCUGACGACGGCCACCACGAGCCUGGGUGUCUACGACAUCCCCAUCGGCAGAUGCAGCGAGGACAAAGUGACGAGCGAUCCUGACAACUGCUCGGGCUUCCUAAUCUGCGACGAACACAAUCUCUACAAGGGCUCCUGUGGAAUGGGACGCUUCUUCGACGCCACCGACAGCAAAUGCAUCAAAGCAGAUCCUGCCAUGUGCAAUCCUGGAUACGUCCAGCGCUUUGUGGGGGGCCAUCGAUACCUGGAGAAUCUGAAGGAGAAGCGGCAGAGGGGGAAGCUCCAGAUCAGCCAGAAGGGGCCCAGAGUCGUCUGCUACGUCACCUCGUGGUCGCUCUACCGAAAGGGAGAGGGGAAAUUCGUCCCUGAGCAUUUGGACACGAGACUCUGCACUGACAUCGUCUACGCCUUCGCCGGGCUGAACCCUGACAGCUUGAUGAUGCAACCGUUCGACCCUUGGGCGGACGUGGACAAUGAUCUCUACGGGAGGAUCACCGCGGCGAAUGGACCCAGAGUCCUCCUGGCGCUCGGCGGGUGGACUGAUAGCACUGGCGACAAGUAUUCCAGGCUUGUCCGCAGCCCCUCGGCGCGACAGAAGUUCAUAGCCACGACAGUCAACUACUUGCACAUGAAUAAUUUCGAUGGACUGUCGCUCGAGUGGAACUACCCCAAGUGCUGGCAGAGCGACUGCAAGAAGGGCUCUGACUCUGAUAAACCGAACUUCACGAAGCUGGUUCAGGAGAUGAGGGAGGCGUUUGAUCAGGCAAACCCUCCGUUGACUCUUGCGGUCGCUCUGUCCGGGUACAAGGAAGUCAUUGACAGGGCUUAUGACGUUUUGGAGAUUUCUGAAGCCGCGGAGUUUAUAACGGUCAUGACUUAUGAUUAUCAUGGCGCUUGGGAGUCUAAGACUGGACACUUGGCGCCUCUCUACGAGAGGUGGGGGGAUGAUAAUCCGUAUUAUAAUAUCAAUUUUACGAUGAACUAUCUGAUGAGCCUGGGAGCCCAGAGACAGAAACUUGUUCCAGGAGUCGCGUUUUACGGACAAGCUUAUCGUCUAGCUUCGGCAUUUCAGCACAAAUUAGGGGAUCCGGCAAGUGGCCCAGGCACCCCUGGAGAGUUCACCAAACAACCUGGUAUGCUUGCAUACUACGAAAUCUGCGACAACAUCAAGCGUCGUAAAUGGGACAUCGGCGAGGGCCCCAGUGCUCACUUCAAGGAUCAGUUUGUAGCGUUCGACGAUGCGAAUAGUGUUUUCGAGAAAGGCUCUUGGAUAAUGCAGAACGGCUUCGCCGGGGCGACAGCGUGGACCGUAGACUUGGAUGAUUUCAUGAACAGAUGUUGCCUCGAACCGUUUCCACUCCUGCGAAGCCUCAACCGAGCUCUGGGGCGUCUUCUGGACCCGGCACCGAUUGACGAGAACUGCGAGCGCCCGUCAGAUCCAGCCACCCCUCAACCGCCCACCAUGACAACUCACAGCGAUGCAAACGACGGCGUUCCCAGGCCCACGCAUUCUAUGACGUCGUCAACUACGACUAAGACCACCACUUGGCCGACUUGGACGGAGAGACCUAGUACAAAACCGACGACGACGGGGACUACUUGGCCCACGUGGACUUGGAGCACUGCGGCGAGUACGACGACUACAACUAUCAGAGCACCGACACGCUGGACAACCACAACAAAAAAACCCGUCGAAACCGACGAGUCCCCAGUGCCAGGUACGCCUUGUACAACAGGUGUAUACGUGCCAGACCCACACAACUGCGGUAACUACCUCCGCUGUGUCCUCGGUGAGUUUCGACGUGAGUUCUGCACGCCAGGUCUUCACUGGGAUGAGAAACGCGGACGCUGUGAUUGGCCGGCAACUGCUAAAUGUCAACAAGUCACUGCAAGCGGAAGUACCCAGAAGCCAUGGAUAUCUCAAAGACCAACAACCCAGAAACCGACGACUACAGCAUGGACGACACCAUCAACAAGACCCCCGUCACGUCCAACAAGACCGACAACACCGAAACCCGUUGAUGGUCCUGUCGUAGGACCGAAGGAAUGCCAGCAUGGCCAGUACUACGCGUAUCCUGAUUCCUGCACUCACUUCUUAAUUUGCGUGAAUAAUAAUCUUGUUAUUCAGCAGUGCGGUCCUGGUUUGAAUUGGAAUGACAAGAAGAGCAUGUGCGACUGGGCUUUCAAGAAUCCAUGCAAAGACAAGCCGAAUAAGAAUUCGGCACUGGUCAUGAAGGAUAAGACGAAAAAUGAGCCCUGCAUCCCCGGCAGUUUCAGUGAAGUCCCAGAAGACUGUGCGAGUUACCACGCCUGUCUGUGGGGUCGACACGAGAAGUUUUCCUGCGCCCCAGGCCUCCACUUCAACAAGCAAACUCACAUCUGCGACUGGCCGGCACGUGCCAAGUGCAAAGUAGAACCCGUUUACACAGAGAAGCCCCCAGUGGACCCUUUCGUUCACGUCACAACAACUCGUCGCCCAGUCAAGCCCACGAAAAAUCCGAUUACAACAACAACUCAGAACUGGAAUGAACCGUGGACCGAGAAGCCCAAGCCCCUUCCCCCGCCGAUAAUUGACCCCUCGAAAGUAUCUCCCCUGUCCGGACACUUCAAGGUUGUCUGCUACUUCACGAAUUGGGCUUGGUACCGUCAGGGUGUAGGGAAGUACCUCCCUGAGAACAUCGAUCACACCCUCUGCACGCACAUUGUUUACGGAUUCGCAGUGCUGGAUUACUCUGAACUGACCAUCAGGGCGCACGACUCUUGGGCUGAUUUUGACAAUCGAUUUUAUGACAGGGUUGUGGCGUAUAAGCAGAGGGGGUUGAAGGUGCUGCUGGCUCUCGGGGGGUGGAAUGACUCCGCUGGCGAUAAGUACAGCAGAUUGGUUAAUUCUCCUGCUGCUAGGAGGAAAUUCAUUGAACAUGCCAUUAGGUUUAUUGAGAAGUACAAGUUCGAUGGGUUGGACAUGGAUUGGGAGUAUCCUGUGUGCUGGCAGGUCGAGUGCAAGAAAGGACCAGCGUCCGACAAAGAAGGAUUCGCCGCUCUUCUACGAGAACUCAGUGCACAAUUCAAACCCAGGGGUCUCCUCCUCUCUUCAGCUGUAUCGCCGAACAAGCUGGUGAUUGAUAAAGGGUACGAUGUGCCCACAUUGGCGAAGUACUUGGACUGGAUCGCAGUCAUGACUUACGAUUAUCACGGUCAGUGGGACAAGAAGACUGGCCACGUAGCUCCCAUGUAUCAUCAUGAAACCGAUGACGCUUAUUUCUUCAAUGCUAAUUAUUCCAUCAAUUAUUGGAUUUCCAAGGGCGCACCGCCGAGGAGUAUUGUGAUGGGUAUGCCACUGUACGGCCAAGCCUUUUCAAUAAACGAUCCGAGCGCAGGAACAGGUCUGAAUUCUCCAGCAAGUGCUGGAAUUGCCGGGGAAUUCACGAAAGCGGGGGGAUUCCUAGCAUAUUACGAGAUCUGUGACAGAAUAAAGAACCAUGGCUGGAAGGUCUACCAGGACCCCCAGAGGCGGAUGGGUCCUUACGCUUACAAAGGCAACCAAUGGGUGAGCUUCGACGACGCAGACAUGAUCCGUCAGAAGGCCCAGUACGUUCGGGACAUGGGCCUGGGGGGAGGAAUGGUGUGGGCCCUCGACCUCGACGACUUCAAGGGCAGGUGCGGCGAGGGAGAACACCCCCUGAUGCACACGCUGCAACAAGUCUUGGCGGAACCUCCGACUGAGCAUGACAGACCCAUCAAACCUCCUGCGUUUGGAGAGAGUUUAGAAUGGAUGGCGUCACCCCCGAAGAAGAUGCCCGCUGCGCACCCGGAGAAUCAUGUUCAGAAGGGGGAGGACGGGUUCAAGGUCAUUUGCUACUUCACCAAUUGGGCGUGGUAUAGACAGGAGGGGGGGAAGUAUCUUCCUGAGGAUAUCGACGCCGACUUGUGCACUCAUGUGAUUUAUGGAUUUGCCGUUCUCGAUGGGUCGACUAGCACCAUCAAACCACAUGACCCUUGGGCGGAUAUCGAUAAUAAGUUUUACGAACGAGUGGUUGCCUACAAAGCAAAGGGAAUCAAAGUACUGAUAGGUAUCGGUGGCUGGAACGACUCAGCUGGUGAUAAAUACAGCAGGCUUGUGAAUUCUCCAUCAGCCAGGUCGCGAUUCAUCACUCAUGUGGUUCAAUUCAUAGAGAAGUACGGAUUUGAAGGAUUGGAUUUAGAUUGGGAGUAUCCAGUCUGCUGGCAGGUCGAUUGUUCGAAAGGACCACCGUCGGAUAAACAGAGCUUCACAGCAUUCGUUCGAGAACUCAGCAGGACCUUCAAACCCAAAGGACUUUUGCUCUCAACGGCAGUAUCACCCAGCAAACGAGUUAUAGACGCCGGCUACGAAGUCGCUGAAUUAUCGAAAUACUUUGACUGGAUUUCCGUGAUGACUUACGACUUCCAUGGCCAGUGGGACAAGAAAACCGGUCACGUAGCACCACUUUACGUGCGCAGUGACGACUGGGAGCCAACGUUCAACGCCAACUUCUCUAUUAAUUACUGGAUCGAGAAGGGAGCACCACCCAGGAAAAUUGUCAUGGGAGCACCACUUUAUGGACAAUCGUUCAGUCUUGCUGAGAGGAGUGAGAGGGGAUUGAAUGCACCUACUUAUGGUGGUGGAGAGGCCGGUGAAGCCACUAGAGCUAGAGGAUUCUUGGCAUAUUACGAGAUCUGUGAGAGAACUUUAAAGAAAGGAUGGAGUGUAAUUCAAGACCCAGAGCGGCGAAUUGGGCCCUACGCAUAUUCAGGGGAUCAGUGGGUGGGCUUUGACGAUGCAGAACAGAUGAAAUUGAAAGCAGAAUUCAUCAAGAAGAUGGGCCUCGGUGGGGGAAUGGUGUGGGCACUGGACUUGGAUGAUUUCAAAAAUCGUUGUGGCUGUGAACCGAGUCCUCUUCUACGAACCAUGAACAGAGUAUUAAGGAACUACCCUCCAGGACCGACGUGCUCUGUCACAGGGAGGCCUCCAAUCAUUCCCCCAGAAGCUCCAACUCAGUCCUCCACCCCUGCGCAGACUUCAACGUCUUCACCAUCAACAGUGGGCCCAGACACAGAUGACACAGUCGAAGUUGAAGCAGGCCCACCCCCUCCAGUUGCCAUUCCCAUCGGCGAGUGCCAAGGAAGACUCUUCAUGCCCCACAAGUCCGACUGCUCCAAGUACUUAAUAUGCAAUUUCGGGCAAAUUCAGGAGCUGUCGUGUCCCAGUGGCCUCCACUGGAACAACGAUCGUUGUGACUGGCCGGAGAACAGCAAGUGCAAGAAGAAUCUUGGAUUAGAAAAUUCUAUUGAAUCGAGUAAUUAUUUGAGAUAAGUUCAUGUGAGUCGAUCGGUUCAAGGGAAGACGCUGUUGAUAUUUGAAAAUCCUGUGAUGAGAUAUUUUCUACGUGGAGGAAUUCGAAGGAUAGGAUUUCUACUGUGGAGAGAAAAGGAUUCUCGAUAAUUCACCAAUUGCAAGUAUUACACUUAUAUGAAGGAAGAAGACGGUUUUCAAGUAGCGAAAAUUGUUUGAAACGGUAGAACAUUUUUCUGACGAUUACCAAGGGAGAAAUUGUGUUAUUUAGACGUACAGCAUUUCUAACCAUGAAAGAAUGUGACAGUCUAGUAGAAUUUAUACUAUAGAAAAAGAAGGAUCCUCGAUAAUUCAGCGGUUUCAAUUAUUACAUUGGAGAAACAUGAUAAUUUUCAACAAGUAAAAGUUGUUUGAUACGAUAAAACACAUUUCUAACUGUUACCAAGGCGGAAGUUGGUCCAUUUCGAUAUACAAAAUUUCCAAACAUGAAUAUUACAUAUGAUGAUUCAAAGAAUUGUAACAGUAAUAUUAACGUCAGAGAAGAGUUUUACAAUUGCAGAAAGAACUGUAGGAAUCUAAUUGAAUGCAUUCUUUAAAAAUUGGAACAAUAGACAUUCAUAACAAUAUGAAUCAUAUUCAAUAUUCGGCACUGGCAGGGGAUAUGGGGGUAACUGUGGCAAACUUUUGACGUUUUUGGAAUGUUAACAACUCAUUCAAUUUUCAAAGAAACGGGAUAACUUUUAAAAUGUAAAAUACAAUUGUUUUCCUUUGAGAUAAGCCUAGACUGAUCUCAAUUGAUGAAUUUGUUGCUCAAUUACAGAAAUCACUUGAAAAAAUGUCGAAAGUGUUCAGUUUGCUCAAUCUCCCCUAAAUACUAUAAGUCAUCGGAUCCAAACACGGAUCCUUAUUUUAGAUUCUAGCAGAGGGCUACAUUUUUUGUACAUUCUUCGAAUCUCCUAGGUGAAUUGAUAUUAUUGCAUGUAAUUGCAGUCAAAAAUAUUUCACAAAUAAUAUUAGAAUUGCAGGAUUUUCCAAUAUCGAAGAGUUUCGCCUCAAUUUUUCUGCUUUGAAACUCUUCCGGCUGACAUGACUUUUCCAUGAUUCAAUAAUAGUAAUUGUUAUGUCACCUGUGAAGACAAUGAAAGUACUCCGACAUUAUGUAUCUUUUUCAUCACUA